AUGGGCAUAUUUGAUCCGAAAAAGGAACCUGCAGUUCCACAUAAAGUUGCCGCGUACUCUUCCAUUCUAGGCUCACUUGUCGGUGUCGGCGCCGCGGUCGCUGCUUUCACAUGGCCAAACCCUGGCACUGCGUCUUUUGGUUUAUACGUCGCGAGCUCUUCAGUGUUUCACUUGUCUGAGUUUUACGUUACUGCCAAGUAUAAUCCUCGUGAUUUGACGUUGAGCUCAUUUUUGUUGACCAAUGGCAUAGAGUACGCAGCUGCUCAAGCAGCAGCUAUCACCGAGGCAGCUGUUACUUUGUUCCUCGGAAACCCUUCCUACGCCUCAUCAUGGGCAAAAAUAGGCUUGGUGAUGGUUAUUGCGGGCCAAUAUCUUCGCACCAAAGCUAUGAUCCAAGCUGCACAAAGUUUUAGCCACCUUGUUGCAUCAGAAAAGAAAUCGGACCAUACUCUCGUAACCUCUGGCUUGUAUUCAUGGUUCAGGCACCCCUCAUACUUGGGCUACUUUCUGUGGGCCGUCGGCACGCAAGUGAUGAUGUGCAACAGGAUUUGCACGGUGCUAUUUACCGCUACUUUGUGGACAUUUUUUCGUCAACGAAUAAACCACGAAGAAAGGCUUCUUGUCGAGUUUUUCGGGGACGACUAUGUAAACUAUAAAAAGUCUGUCUGGUCGGGAAUUCCGUUUUGUUAA
Molecule: messenger RNA, 690 nt
Organism: Wickerhamiella sorbophila
Lineage: Eukaryota; Fungi; Ascomycota; Dipodascomycetes; Dipodascales; Trichomonascaceae
Product: Protein-S-isoprenylcysteine O-methyltransferase
Exons: 1
Coding region: 1-690 (229 amino acids)
Biological process (GO): C-terminal protein methylation
Cellular component (GO): endoplasmic reticulum; membrane
Molecular function (GO): protein C-terminal S-isoprenylcysteine carboxyl O-methyltransferase activity
Source: RefSeq, a predicted model, not a curated record